Messenger RNA from Penicillium argentinense, 636 nucleotides. Its product is annotated as phytanoyl-CoA dioxygenase family protein. The coding region runs from base 1 to 636 and encodes 211 amino acids. The transcript is spliced from 3 exons. Lineage: Eukaryota; Fungi; Ascomycota; Eurotiomycetes; Eurotiales; Aspergillaceae. The record is from RefSeq and is a predicted model, not a curated record.
AUGACUAUCCAGGCAGAAUCCCCAAAGAUUGUGAAGCUUGAUGCUCACAAUCCAAAGACGAAAACCGAUGGGGUCACCGAAAUAGUCCAAAGAGAUGGUGGGGUUAUAAUCAAGGGUCUCUUUCCGACAGAGCAUACGGAAAGAAUCCGAGCGGAGCUGAAGCCGGUCUUCGAUGCGGACAUUCCAGAUCCCUCCGGCUUCUUCCCAAAGUCGACGAGACGCGCAACUGGGUUGAUUGGGAUCUCGGACGCAUGCGUUGAAUAUGUCACAAACAAGUUGUGGAUUGACGUCUGUAACAAAAUCCUGUCUAUGACAAAGUCCACAUACGAAAAUGUCGCCACCUUGAUAAUCCCAGGAUCGCACAAAUGGGAUAUAGAACGGACUCCUAAAAGGGAGGAAGCUGUACCGGCUGAGCUGGAUGUCGGCGAUGUCCUGAUAUUCACUGGAAACGUGUACCAUGGUGGAGGUGCAAACAAGUCAAUUGAUCAAAUCCGAGAAGUCAUCGGAAUGUUCAUGGUGAAAGGAAUGUACAGACCAGCUGAAAAUCAGAUGCUUGCCGUGCCACCUGAAAAGGCCAGGAGUUUUCCCCCAGGUUCAAAGACUUCUUGGGUAUGGGAUCAGAGCGCCGAGUGUUAG